UCCGGGAGGACAGUUUCGGAGGCGGAAACCUGCAGGUCCACUAAAAGACAGACGCCUCAAUAUAAAGUUGUAAAUUCAGUCGUAUUUUUUAAAAUCAGAGAAUCACCGAAACAACGAGUUAUGAGAGCGAAUCAAAUUAAUGAUAUUUAGGUUUAAAUAUAUAUUUUUUUCAACCGUGGAAAGAGAAUGAGUGGAGAUAGCUUGUGCUGAGAAUCCGUGUAUAAAGGUAGACGCACUUUUAGGACGCACAACAUAAAAACCGUUUCAACUGACUCCACGAGAGAUCAGCCAUGGAUUUUUACAUCAACACGGACUAAAGUUCGUUCUUGAAGAGGUCCGACCCGCUCCGCUCCGACCCUGUCCCAUACCAGCCCGAAUAGUGCAGCAGGUGGAAGAUGGCAGAGAGAGUGACUUGGUGGAGAGCGUUUAUGGGGAACAAUAAGAGAACAAGUAGUGGUACCAAGGACAUCGCCACUCAGCUCCCCGACACAGUGAAGGACCCUCUGACGCCCAGCACACAGGGAGUCCUAGCAACACAGGGAGUCCUAGCAACACAGGGAGUCCUAGCAACACCACACUCAGCAGCCCCCAAACUCCCAACCGACCAACAACCACCAGCACCACAGCAGUCACCAGCAUCACAGCAGCCAACAGCAUCACAGCAGUCACCAGCAUCACAGCAGCCACCAGCAUCACAGCAGUCACAGGCACCAGUCAGUACAGGCAACAGCCUCUUCAGCGACGAGACCUUCGAUGACUCCCAGUUUGAGUCGGUCUUCAACGAACAGACGUGUCGUAGGAACCUGAGGGUGUCUCGGUCAGGCCGGUUUAAGGAGAAGAAGAGGGCACGCUCCAGUCUUCCUACUGGGAAAGAGGACGUACGAUGACGAGGAUGGCGAUGAGGAUGAGGGAGACAGUGGCCAAAGACUCUUACUUCUGAACUUUAUUUCAACAUGGCCGUCCGUUCUGGGGAGGGAGGAAGGUAGAUGAAGAUGAAUUGUAAGUUGAAGAUAAGUUGAGGGUUAAUUGAAGAUAAGUUGAGGGUAAAUUGAAGAUAAGUUGAGGGUAAGUUGAAGAUAAGUUGAAGAUAAGUUGAGGGUAAGUUGAAGAUAAGUUGAGGGUAAGUUGAAGAUAAAUUGAGGGUAAGUUGAAGAUAAAUUGAGGGUACGUUGAAGAUAAGUUGAAGAUAAGUUGAGGGUAAGUUGAAGAUAAAAUGAGGGUAAGUUGAAGAUAAGUUGAGGGUAAGUUGAAGAUAAGUUGAGGGUAAGUUGAAGAUAAGUUGUGGGUAAGUUGAAGAUAAGUUGAAGAUAAGUUGAAGAUAAGUUGAGGGUAAGUUGAAGAUAAGUUGAGUUGAAGAUAAGUUGAGGGUAAGUUGAAGAUAAGUUGAGGGUAAGUUGAAGAUAGUGAUUUGAGACUUUGACUUUACCCUUUGGAACCCUUUUGUCAGUACUAAAGAGUCUGUCCGUUCCACUGCUGUCCGUUCCACUGCUGUCCGUUCCACUGCUUCUGCUUCUUCACCAAUCAACAUGAGAUUCAUUUCAUUGAUUUUGAUUUAUUGAUCCCUUGUCGGAAGUUGAACGUGUUGAACUGUGUUUCCCAUCACAAAGAAAGUGAACUGAUCAGAAAUGAAGUUAUACUCUCCUGUACCUCCUGUCUUGUUACAUUAUAAUGGACUGCUGAUUGGCAGUAGUGAACGUUUCUCAGUGACAGCUAGAUAGGCACUUAACAGUCCUUCCCUGAGGAAAUCACAGGUCUGACAAGGUUUGAUUGAUUUAAAGCAAUAGGAAGACAAGUGUGUCUUUACUAAUCCAAUCCCAUAAAGAUCAGUGGUUAGGCUCCUUCAAGAAAGGAAGGAAGUGAGGGAGGAAGGAAGCAAGGAAGGAAGGAAGGGAGGAAGGAAGGAAGGUUUUCUUUAAGAAGUAUCACCUUUCAGCUUUAAAAACUAUCCAGACUUUUCUAACCUUUUCUGUAUCCAAACAGUAUGCUGAAAAUGAGACACACACACAGCUAUGCACAUUCCAGGAAAUGAUACGUUGUUUUUAAGAUGUUUACAUAUAUAUACGUGUAAUAUUUUGAAUAUGAAGGAUAUAAUAUUGUUUUUUACUAAUCAAUGUUGUUUUUUUGUUGUUUUUUAAAAACUAUGAUUACAGUGGGUUAGAAGGGUACCUCUUUUGUUUUAAAAAAAACAGUGGGUUAGAAGGGUACCUCAUUUGUUUUUGUUUUUAAAGAGGUGGGAUUGCUUGAAUGAAUGAGCAUUGGUGUUUGUGACCGGACAGGUGAAAAUAUAAGAUUAUAUCCACUAGCUGCUAUUCAGUUACAUACAGGCACACGUUUUAGAGGGAAACAUCACUGUCUGGAGCAAAUCCUGAUGGAAGGUAAGGUGUUAUAGAUAUAUAUAAUCCUGAUAGAGGGUACUAUUAGAAGCUAAUCGGUAAGGUGUUAUAUAUAUAUAUAUAUGUGUCACACCCUGACCAUAGUUUGCUUUGUAUGUUUCUAUGUUUUGUUUGGUCAGGGUGUGAUCUGAGUGGGCAUUCUAUGUUGUGUGUCUAGUUUGUCUAUUUCUGUGU
This is a messenger RNA of Oncorhynchus gorbuscha (pink salmon), 2567 nucleotides long. Its product is annotated as proline-rich protein 15. The coding region runs from base 396 to 887 and encodes 163 amino acids. The transcript has 3 exons. The record is from RefSeq and is a predicted model, not a curated record. Lineage: Eukaryota; Metazoa; Chordata; Actinopteri; Salmoniformes; Salmonidae.